Molecule: messenger RNA, 1011 nt
Organism: Exophiala viscosa
Lineage: Eukaryota; Fungi; Ascomycota; Eurotiomycetes; Chaetothyriales; Herpotrichiellaceae
Exons: 1
Coding region: 1-1011 (336 amino acids)
Source: RefSeq, a predicted model, not a curated record
AUGCCUUCCAGCAUUGACUUCGAGGCCGAACGCCUGCAAAACCUCCAACAAAAGCAGGCUCUCCUCGAACAAUUAAACCUUCAUUCGCACGCAUCUAAACAAGUGAGAGCCUUAGUGCCGGAUUCCGAGCACAAACACCAACCCAAGAAGCGCCGUCUCAACAGCACAGUCCCGGCCUCGCGAUCCUCCGCCAGACUCGCAGGCACCACCCGCAUAUCCUAUACCGAAGAGAAGCACACAAUUCUCCACGAGGACGACUCUCCCUACAGACUCAAACGUCCUCGCAAGCCAAAAUCUCAAUCUAUACCCAUCCCGCCCUCAUCACCUCCUCCCGCAGACUACUCCUCUUCCGACCUCCCCACUCUCCUAGCAAAGUACAACAACUGGGCACCCUCCGCCCCCGAGCCCACCGUUCUCGACAAUGGCACCUACCAUUUCGAAUCGCAUCCGACGUUCACACCUAACAUAUCCCCACUCUCAAUCCUCCUCGAAGGCGCGUUCGGCGGUUCCUUCUUUGCGCCCUGGUACAGCCGUACCCUCCGCCUAACCCUCAAGGACGACUACCUUCUCACCCUUCCAGAAUCGUGGCGCGCCGGACUUGACCCACCAACCAAAUACCUCGUCUCAUCCACCUACGAUCCCUCGCUCAACAAGUACGGCGUCCAGUGCGGGCAGACGCAGUCAGAAUGGGAGGCAGCAGGCUGGCUGAACUUCGAUCAUGACCCUCGCGGCUGGUUCGAGUGGUAUAUCCGCUUUUGCCUGGGUCGGCGCUGCGACGACGGCGAAGAUGAGAGACAGGUCGGCCGUUGGUUACGUUGUGUCGGGCCCAAGGGCAGGUGGAAACGCAUGCUGUUGAAGAAGUAUGUCGAAAAUGGUGUGAGGAGUAUCUUCGAUGAUGACAAUGACGCCGACAGGGAGGUCAGUCCGGUCAUGCAUCAGACUUGUCACCACUGGGCGUAUCAGGUCCGUCAGGAGGAUCUUGACGAGGCAUGGCGCGAACGAGGACGAUAA